Messenger RNA from Vicia faba (fava bean), 372 nucleotides. The record is from the annotation of a GenBank genome assembly. Lineage: Eukaryota; Viridiplantae; Streptophyta; Magnoliopsida; Fabales; Fabaceae.
AUGGUUGUACUUAAUUUCUGGUUUCCUAAGUUGUAUGGAGAAGAAUCAAGUGCACAAGUUAGUAGAACCAAAGACAUGUAUUAUGAUUUACUCAAUGAUUAUCAACAGAUUAAACUUAGAGAUGCACAACCUACUGCUCCAUCCAUUGGUACAACUGCUAUUAUUGAUGACGAGGCUGAAUUUGAUGCAUACGUUGAGACAAUUGCCGUUGCCGAAGACUCAAGUUCAAGUGUUAAGAGUUGGCUAUGGGCUGCUGAGAAUAACGGAAUUUUUAGAGUUGCAGAAGAAAUUGCUACUGUGUUGAAUGAAAUGGAGUCAGACGAUGAAGCUGAGUUGAUGGAAGGUUGUUUGGGUUACCAUUUUGAAGAUUAG